AUGACGCACUCUUCGGGCCCUGCGCCGGUGGGUUUCGUCCAUCCUCGCCGGUUCACCGCGGCAGAUGCGCUACAAGUCACCGACGCGGAGCGUCGACAACUGACACAGCCUCUCGUUGCCAUUGCGACGACUUCAGCACAGGUUUUCAUAACAGUCAACUCACCUCCACGCUUGACCAAACACUCCGAAAGUGGCUCUAUCAUUUAUCUUCCAUCUUCCUCUCCUUUUUGUAGAGAUUUAAAGGUGGAAAAUAUCCUUCUCUCUGAGGACGACCACGUUAAAAUUAUAGAUCACCGUCUUGACUAUGACAUUCAUUUUGCCCGUUGUCAUCACUUUGUGACAUGUGGCUCUGCUUCUUCACGCCUAACAACACCAUUAACAACCGGCUGGGAAUCACAUACAGAUGGGUCAACACACUGUGCAUCUAGAGUGCUGCCAGACGACGGUUGUGCACUUCAGCGAGCACAGAGGCUCGCGGAUCUCGUGUUGGAGGGCCCCAAGGAUCAGAUCGAUUCCGGCAUGACUUGUGUCAUCACAGCCAAUUUAUAUUCUACCGGUUGGAUGGAUCUAGAGGUUGGAGAGGCAGUAAAGGGUAGUCUAGUCUUCAAUUGA
Molecule: messenger RNA, 612 nt
Organism: Protopolystoma xenopodis
Lineage: Eukaryota; Metazoa; Platyhelminthes; Monogenea; Polystomatidea; Polystomatidae
Source: the annotation of a GenBank genome assembly